AUGCGUUCCCCUAUCUCUAACCUCGACCUGUGGUCGUCUUUCACUGUGCUUCUCGCAUCGGCUGGUACCCUUGCGAGUGCCGCGUGCGCCGUCCCCUCCCAGGGUCAAUACCGCUGGUCUUCCACCGGUGCCCUGGCUCAGCCUCAGCACGGCUGGACUUCCAUCAAGGACUUCACCAACGUUGUCUACAACGGCAAGCACCUUGUCUACGCCUCCGUGGCCGACUCCCAGGGCAACUACCACUCCAUGAACUUCGGUCUCUUCAGUGACUGGUCCCAGAUGGCCUCCGCCAGCCAGAACCCCAUGAACUUCAACGCUGUCGCCCCGACUCUGUUCUUCUUCGCUCCCAAGAACGUCUGGGUUCUCGCCUACCAGUGGGGCGCCAGCGCCUUCUCCUACCGUACCUCCAACGACCCCUCCAAUGCCAAUGGAUGGUCGUCUGAGCACCCGCUGUUCACCGGCAAGAUCGCCAACAGCGGUACCGGCCCCAUCGACCAGACCCUGAUCGGUGACAGCCAGAACAUGUACCUGUUCUUCGCCGGUGACAACGGCAAGAUCUACCGGUCCAGCAUGGCCCUCAACAACUUCCCCGGAUCCUUCGGCGGUGCCUCCGAGGUCAUCCUGAGCGACACCACCGCCAACCUCUUCGAGGCCGUCCAGGUCUACAAGGUUGCCGGCGAGAACAAGUAUCUCAUGAUCGUCGAGGCCAUGGGUGCCCACGGCCGCUACUUCCGCUCCUUCACUGCCACCAGCCUCAACGGCAAGUGGACCCUCAACGCUGGCUCCGAGAGUGCUCCCUUCGCCGGCAAGGCCAACAGCGGUGCUGGCUGGACCAACGACAUCAGCCACGGUGACCUCGUCCGUACCAACCCUGACCAGACCAUGACCAUCGACAUGUGCAACCUCCAGUUCCUGUACCAGGGACGUGACCCCAACGCCAACCCCACCUACAACGCUCUGCCUUACCGCCCCGGUGUUCUCACCCUGAAGCACUAG
This is a messenger RNA of Penicillium oxalicum, 996 nucleotides long. It is a transcript of the gene abfI, whose product is annotated as putative alpha-L-arabinofuranosidase. The record is from RefSeq and is a predicted model, not a curated record. Lineage: Eukaryota; Fungi; Ascomycota; Eurotiomycetes; Eurotiales; Aspergillaceae. Bases 1 to 996 code for a protein of 331 amino acids. Gene Ontology annotation, molecular function: alpha-L-arabinofuranosidase activity. The transcript has a single exon. Gene Ontology annotation, biological process: L-arabinose metabolic process.